GGGGGUGUCAGGAGAGUAUGAAAGGGCUUGAAGUUGGCCUGGGGCUUGGGUUGUGGGGCACAAAAGGAUUUUGAGCGGGGUGUGAGGUUUGAGUGGGGGAUGGCUGGCUGUGGACACGGGGGGCUGUUUGUGCCCCCCCUCUGUGCAGUGGAGCCAUCAUGGUGGCUGGAGCUCGGGCUGUGACAUCACAGUGGUGCUGGGGUUGGGGGAGCUACAUCCUGCAUUCUAACAUCAGUGGCACUGGGGUUCAGAGGCCAUGUCCUGUGCUGGGCUCCGACUAAAGUCCCCAGCAGGACGGGGGAAUAGGCCAACCUGCUUGGCACAGAGGAGGAAGAGCCACCCACAGCUCUCCUCAGGCUACCAUGGGACAGCGUGACCCAGAGAGCAGCACUGCAGGCACACAGCCCCCCAGACAGGGGCAGCACUUGAGCAGGGUACACUUCAGCCACUCCAUGGCCCAGGAGGCUGGGGACAAGGCUACCGUGGGGUAUCCUGGCUCUGUGCGGUGCAGCUGGGACACCGGCACGAGGCUCAGCAGGUCGGACACUACCCUUUCAAGGGCCCGAAGGUCAGGUCAGAGGCAGGCAGGGCAUUCAGCAGCCACCACCACCCGCCACCAGCUUGGCUGCCAGCGCUUGCUUAGCCUUCAGCAGCUCAAGAAGGCCAAGCUGCAUGUGGAGAUGGCCAUUAAGGAGAAGAAGAUCUUCAUGGUUCAGGGCCCCUACCCCAUCAUCCGCCGCCUGCUGCGAGCCCGGGGCUGGGUGGAGAGGAAGGUGCCCUGCACGGGCAGACAGCUGGAGCAGCAGAGCGGUGACCGAGGCAAGCAGCGGCUGCGGACAGGGCCAAGUAAUGGUGGUGGCAGGCAGAGGGAGGUACUGCUGACCCCCCGUGGUGGGGCACAGCCUCUUCUGGGGACCACAGACCCCCUGCACCACACGUGGCUACCUGCUGAGGAGGAAGAGCAGUGUGAUGAGGACCCCAGCGGCAUCCAUGACCUCAUGUCCUACCUGGCGCGGGACCAGCUGCCAAACUUCAUCUGGACCAACUUCCUUGAGGCCGUUGACCAUCAGCUGCUGCAGGAGGACAGCGUGCUGAACCACUAUGCCCGGGUGGACGCGUUCACCACCAAGGAGGGGCUGUGCAUCAGCCUACAAAACCUGCCGUGGAUCGAGCAAGCUGACCCCAACACCUUCUUCCCCCGGUGCUACCGGCUGGGGACCAGAGAUGAUCGAGAAGCUUUCAUUGAGGAUUUCUGCUUGACAGCAGCACGCAGCCUGCUCAAACUGGCCCUGGAGGAGGCUGGGGACAGGCCAGCGAGGACUGAGCAGGUCCCAAACUCUGCCAAGGGGGAAGCACGGCCAGGCUCCCCCCUGUAUCCUGAGCUGGUGGAGGAAGCCCUGGAGGUCUGUAAGCAGCACCUGGGGGUUCUGCAGCACGAGGACAUCGACAGGAACACCCCGUCCCCCUGCAGGACGUGCAUCGACUGGGACCACUUCCUGCUGCAAUACUACCGUGUGGCACAUGAGGGGGCAGGGCUGGUGCUGACCAGGGAGCAGCGGAAGCAGUGCCAGAACCUGCUGCAGAGCCUGGCAGAGAAGCUGCCCCAGCUUGACAUGGAGGGCAAGCUCAACGUCUGGAUCCUUAAGCCUGGUGCUGAAUCCCAAGGCAGGGGCAUCAUCUGCAUGACACGGCUGGAGGAGAUGCUGCAGCUGGCAUGGAGCUGCACAGCACCCUCGGUGCAGGUGGGCAGAUGGGUGGUGCAGAAGUACGUGGAACGGCUGCUGACCAUUUUCGGCACCAAAUUCGACAUCCGGCAGUGGUUUGUUGUGACUGACUGGAAGCCACUGACCGUCUGGUUCUACCAAGACUGCUACCUGCGCUUCUGCUCCCGGCCCUUCUCCCUGCAUCACCUGGAGCGUGCCAGGCACCUCUGCAACGUCUCCGUCCAGAAGUGGUACAAGACGUCACCAGACCAGGAUUCCCGUGUGCCCCCCGACAAGAUCUGGUCAAACGAGCAGUUCCAGGAAUACCUGGCACAGCUGGGGCAGGCAGAUGCUUGGCACAAGGUGCUGGUGCCCGGCAUGAAGGCGGCGAUCCUGAACGCUCUGCGCAGUGCCCGGGACCGGGUGCGCUUCCGCAAGGGCAACUUUGAGCUCUAUGGGGCCGACUUUGUUGUCGGGGAGGACUACCAGCCCUGGCUGCUGGAGAUCAACUCCUGCCCCACCAUGAGCCCCUCCUCGGCAGUGACCCGACGGCUCUGUGCCAACGUGCAGCGGGACACGCUGUGCCUUGUGCUCGACCGCAAGGACAACCCCACCUGCUCCAUCGGAGCGUUUGAGCUCCUCUACAAGGAGGUAGGCUGGGGGGAUGGGGGGGCCACAGGCCGCCCAGACGCCCUGAGCCCCCCACUACCUGCUGUCUCCCUGCAGGCAGCUGUGCCCAAGCCUCUGUCGGUACGUGUGAAGCUGAUGGUCAAAGGCUGUUCCCUGAAGAGCCUCCAGUCGGAACAAGAGCAAGCCCAGGACAAGCCCCCCACCGCUGCGGACAAUACUCUCCAAGACCCUGUGUCCCCAGGGGCCAGAGCCACCCGAGUACGCAAGCGAGCGCAGCGUCAGUCCUCCACCAGUGCGCCCGGUGCCCCCAAGCUCUCUGUGUCCCCAGGGGCCAGAGCCACCCGAGUACGCAAGCGAGCGCAGCGUCAGCUCUCCACCAGUGCGCCCGGUGCCCCCAGGCUCUCCCUGUUCCCAGGGGGCAGAACCACCCAGAGAGCACGGCAUCGAUCUCCUGCCACGCUGCCCAGUGCCUCCAAGUGCUCCGUGUCCCCAAGGGCCAGAACCACCCAGGCGCCCCAGAGAGCACGGCAUCGAUCUCCUACCACGCUGCCCAGUGCCUCCAAGAGCUCCGUGUCCCCAGGGGGCAGAACCACCCAGGGGACCCAGCCCAGAGCAGCAAGAAAGAAGCUGCCUCCUCUGGAGCAACAGAGCCACUGCCCUUCCACCAGCUCUGACCCCCCAGCACCACCAAAGCCUCAGGCCUCCUCUGCUGGGAGCCAGGGGCUGCCACGGCUCGGUCACCUGCCUGGGCAGCCCCAGAUGAACGGCUGUCCCCUGGAUUGGGUGCCGAUGCCACCACCCCGGGGAAUCCCCAGAAACCCCUGGCUAGCCCAGGGUUCUGCACGCUCCUUCCCUCCUGCCAAGCCCCUGCAACAGCCUCUGUCUGCACAGAGCACCAGGACCCCAGGCCUGGAGCAGAAGGACACAGCAGCUCCCAGAGGGAUGCAGAAGACUUGGGACACUGAGACAGCCCCAGGAGUGGACAGCACCUUGCCUGUCCUUGCUGAGCCAACACUGGCUGCCCCUGAUCCCAAGGAGCUCCCACUGCUGUGUUGUGGUACCCAGCUCCUCCCGCGCUUUAAAAUGAUUCUGUGAUAAGGA
Motacilla alba alba is the source of this 3434-nucleotide messenger RNA. Its product is annotated as tubulin monoglycylase TTLL3-like. The transcript has 10 exons. Gene Ontology annotation, cellular component: cilium. Gene Ontology annotation, molecular function: protein-glycine ligase activity, initiating. Bases 363 to 3428 code for a protein of 1021 amino acids. Gene Ontology annotation, biological process: cilium movement; cilium assembly; protein polyglycylation. The record is from RefSeq and is a predicted model, not a curated record. Lineage: Eukaryota; Metazoa; Chordata; Aves; Passeriformes; Motacillidae.